Molecule: messenger RNA, 4088 nt
Organism: Xenopus laevis (African clawed frog)
Lineage: Eukaryota; Metazoa; Chordata; Amphibia; Anura; Pipidae
Product: pyruvate carboxylase, mitochondrial
Exons: 22
Coding region: 167-3700 (1177 amino acids)
Source: RefSeq, a predicted model, not a curated record
GCAUCGUUGCCCUUUAUUAACAUGGCGGCAGUUAUGCCUUAACAUGUAGCCCCGCCUACAUCUAGCGUUUCUUUUAUAGGGGCGUGUCUCCAUUGACAGGGAUGUGAAGAGGGAAGUGCAGGAGGCUGAGGUGGAAAUACUGAAAUCGGAGUAACCCAAUAUUAAGAUGUUGCAGCUCCGUUUUGUCAAAGGAGGCCUGACCUUCCUCGGUGUGAAGCGCAUCUCCGUGCUCAAUGCUGCCUUUCAGAGCACCCAGCGUGUGGAGUACAAGCCUAUCAAAAAAGUUUUAGUGGCCAACAGAGGUGAGAUCGCCACACGUGUCUUUAGAGCAUGCACGGAACUGGGGAUAAGGACUGUAGCGGUCUAUUCAGAGCAAGAUACAGGCCAGAUACAUAGACAGAAAGCAGAUGAGGCUUAUCUCAUUGGGAAAGGAUUGCCACCAGUCCAGGCCUACUUAAACAUACCAGAUAUCAUCAAGGUUGCUAAGGAGAAUGAGGUUGAUGCGGUUCACCCUGGUUAUGGUUUUCUUUCUGAGCGUUCUGACUUUGCUCAGGCCUGCACAGACGCAGGUGUAAGAUUCAUUGGACCCUCCCCUGAGGUGGUACGCAAGAUGGGGGACAAAGUAGAGGCCAGAGCCAUUGCCAUUCGUGCAGGGGUGCCAGUUGUUCCAGGCACAGACUCUCCAAUCAGCUGCCUAACAGAGGCCAAGGAAUUCUCUAACAUAUAUGGCUUCCCUAUAAUAUUCAAAGCUGCAUAUGGAGGUGGUGGACGUGGUAUGAGAGUAGUGCGGAGCUAUGAGGAGCUGGAGGAAAAUUACACAAGAGCCUACUCUGAAGCCCUCUCUGCCUUUGGAAAUGGAGCAUUGUUUGUGGAAAAAUUUAUUGAAAAACCUCGUCAUAUUGAAGUUCAGAUACUUGGUGAUAAAUAUGGAAAUGUGGUGCAUCUGUAUGAAAGAGACUGCUCCAUCCAGAGAAGGCACCAGAAAGUGGUUGAAAUCGCCCCGGCAGCUCAGCUGGACCCUCAGCUCAGAGACAGACUGACCCAUGACUCGGUCAAACUGGCAAAACAGGUGGGUUAUGAGAAUGCCGGCACCGUGGAGUUCUUGGUGGAUAAACAUGGCAAGCAUUACUUCAUAGAAGUCAAUUCCAGACUCCAAGUAGAACAUACAGUUACGGAAGAAAUUACAGACGUUGACCUCGUCCAUGCCCAGAUCCAUGUUGCAGAGGGAAAAAGCCUUCCCGACCUUGGCCUGAAGCAAGAAAACAUCCGUAUCAAUGGUUGUGCCAUUCAGUGCAGAGUCACAACAGAAGAUCCUUCACGUGGCUUUCAGCCGGACACUGGUCGCAUUGAGGUUUUCCGGAGUGGAGAGGGAAUGGGAAUCCGACUGGACAGUGCGUCAGCUUUUCAGGGGGCCGUCAUUUCCCCACAUUACGACUCCCUUCUGGUCAAGGUCAUUGCGCACGCAAAAGACCAACAAGUUGCAGCCACAAAAAUGAGCAGAGCUUUGGCAGAGUUCCGUAUUAGAGGUGUUAAGACCAAUAUCCCCUUCCUGCAAAAUGUCUUGAACAAUAAUCAGUUUCUCCACGGUACAGUAGACACUCAAUUUAUCGAUGAGAAUCCAGACCUGUUCAAUUUGAGGCCUGUGCAAAACAGAGCUCAAAAACUACUGCAUUAUUUAGGCCAUGUGAUGGUAAAUGGGCCAACAACACCAAUACCAGUUAAGGCAAAACCUUCUUCUGUAGAUCCGGUCGUACCUCCAAUCCCAAUGAAUGAUCCACCUCCUGGCUUUCGUGAUAUUCUCCUGCGUGAAGGUCCUGAAGGUUUUGCUCAAGCUAUACGACGGCAUAAAGGCUUAUUACUUAUGGAUACAACCUUCCGAGAUGCCCACCAGUCUCUUCUCGCAACUCGUGUCCGCACCCAUGACCUGAAAAAGAUUGCUCCUUUUGUGUCACACAACUUCAACAACCUUUUCAGCUUAGAGAACUGGGGAGGUGCCACAUUUGAUGUUGCAAUGCGCUUUCUGUAUGAAUGUCCUUGGAGACGCCUACAGGAGUUAAGGGAACUCAUUCCCAAUAUUCCCUUCCAAAUGCUUCUUAGAGGUGCAAAUGCCGUAGGUUAUACCAACUACCCAGAUAAUGCAGUCUUCAAAUUUUGUGAGGUGGCAAAAGAGAACGGGAUGGAUAUCUUUAGGGUUUUCGACUCUCUCAACUACCUGCCUAACAUGAUCCUAGGUAUGGAGGCAGCAGGUCGGGCAGGUGGAGUGGUAGAAGCUGCUAUUUCCUACACAGGUGAUGUGGCUGACCCAACCCGCACUAAAUAUACUCUGGACUACUAUGUGAACCUGGCUGAGGAGCUGGUUAAAGCUGGAACCCACAUCUUGUGUAUCAAGGAUAUGGCUGGACUUCUGAAACCCAAGGCUUCUGACAUGCUGAUCCGUUCAUUGCGAGACAAGUUCCCCAAUGUUCCCAUCCAUGUCCAUACACAUGACACUGCUGGAGCUGGUGUGGCGUCUAUGUUGGCAUGUGCACAUGCAGGAGCUGACAUUGUAGAUGUGGCAGUUGAUUCUAUGUCUGGCAUGACCUCUCAGCCUAGCAUGGGGGCUCUUGUAGCAUGCGCUAAGGGCACAGACCAGGACACAGGCAUUCAGCUUGAGAAAGUGUUUGAUUACAGUGAAUAUUGGGAAGUAGCCCGUGGUCUUUAUUCCGCUUUUGACUGCACUGCCACCAUGAAAUCUGGGAAUGCUGAUGUGUAUGAAAAUGAAAUCCCUGGUGGCCAGUACACCAACCUUCACUUCCAGGCCCACAGCAUGGGACUAGGCAACAAAUUCAAGGAAGUCAAGAAGGCAUAUGCUGAAGCCAAUAAAAUCCUUGGGGAUGUCAUUAAGGUUACACCCUCCUCUAAGAUUGUAGGAGACCUGGCGCAAUUUAUGGUGCAUAACGACCUAAAUCGGGAAGCAGUGGAAACAAUGGCCGACGAACUCUCCUUCCCCCUCUCGGUGGUGGAAUAUUUGCAAGGCUAUGUUGGAAUCCCUUAUGGGGGAUUUCCAGAGCCUUUUCGUUCUAAGGUUCUUAAAGAUCUGCCACGCAUUGAGGGUAGACCUGGGGCAACACUCCCACCCAUGGACUUUUCAAUACUGGAGACAAAACUGAAAAGCAAAUACGAUGACAUUACCCCAGAAGAUAUAAUGUCGGCAGCAAUGUACCCAAAAGUGUUUGAGGAAUACAAGGAUUUUAGCACUCAGUUUGGGCCCGUUGAAUGUCUUAACACCCGUCUCUUUUUGGAAGGACCUAAGAUUGCAGAAGAAUUUGAGGUGGAAUUAGAAAGAGGAAAGACUUUACACAUCAAAGCUCUUGCCCUGGGAGAUCUUAAUAAAGCUGGUCAGAGGGAAGUCUUCUUUGAACUCAAUGGUCAACUCAGAUCUGUCCUUGUCAAAGAUACCCAGGCCAUGAAGGAGAUGCACUUCCACCCCAAAGCCCUGAAAGAUGUGAAAGGCCAGAUAGGUGCCCCAAUGCCGGGCAAGGUGAUUGACAUGAAGGUCAAGGAGGGGGAUAAGGUUGAAAAGGGACAGCCUCUGUGUGUGCUCAGUGCCAUGAAGAUGGAGACAUUGGUCAACUCACCUGUUAGUGGAACAGUCAAGAAAGUCUAUGUAAAACCUGAUAUGCAUCUGGAAGGCGAGGACCUUUUACUGGAAAUUGAAUAAACAUUCAGAUGAGCAGAAAUACUGGAAGAUGUGAGACGCAAGUUCCCCCUCCCUCCGCUCUCCUUGGAAUCGGGAGAGUUAUGUCUCAUCUUGUGCUUGUGGACAUUGUUGAUAUGAGAUGUUUACAGUGUUUGCUGGUUUAGGGACCCAAGUCUGUCCUGGGAGUUUUUCCCAUUCAAAGGCUGAUGAUCGUUUUCCCCUCUUUCUUAAGAAGAAUUUGCUGGAAAGUCUUUUAUCAACUUGUAUUACAUUACCCAAGUGUCAGAUUAAAAAGAAGAGCUUAGAGAGCCAUUUGUGAGCUGCUGUAUUUUGUCAUUUCAUUGCCACUAACUUGCUUUUCCUCUGUGUUUAUAUGCGACUUCCAUGAAUAAAAACCGACCGCAAUCUU